Molecule: messenger RNA, 2420 nt
Organism: Nestor notabilis (Kea)
Lineage: Eukaryota; Metazoa; Chordata; Aves; Psittaciformes; Psittacidae
Gene: CNGB3
Product: cyclic nucleotide gated channel beta 3
Exons: 18
Biological process (GO): monoatomic cation transmembrane transport
Cellular component (GO): intracellular cyclic nucleotide activated cation channel complex; plasma membrane; photoreceptor outer segment
Molecular function (GO): intracellularly cGMP-activated cation channel activity; intracellularly cAMP-activated cation channel activity; protein-containing complex binding
Source: RefSeq, a predicted model, not a curated record
AUACAGUACCAGCAAAAGCACCUGAGCCUUCAAAAACUGAAAACUCAACUGAACCAGCUAAGACAACUCAACAGGAACAGCAUCAGCAAAAUGAUGGGAAAGAGGAUGCUAAUGGUAUAGACAGUGGGAUUAAGUGCAUCCUUAGCAAGUUUGCAAGCAACACCAAGCUGAGUGGAACAGUUAAUUCACUGGAGGGAAGGGAUGCAAUACAGAGGGACCUUGACAGACUUGAGGAGUGUGUCCACAUGAACCUCACGAGGUUCAAGAAGGCCAAGUGCAAUCACCAGUAUCUGUACAGGCUGGAGGAUGAACAGAUUGAGAGCAGCCCUGUGGAGGAGGACCUGGGGGUAUUGGUGGAUGAAAAAUUAGCUAUGAGCUGCACACAGAACCCAACACCUUCAGGUUUCAAAACAAAUGAUUAUGCUGAUGCCCAGCUUCAAGAGCUUGUCCGAAAAAUGCGGGAAAGGGCAACAGUCUAUAAGGAAAAGCUGAAAGACCCAGUGCUGUCCUCCCCUGAAGGCAGUCCUACAGCUUAUGUCUUGUCUUCUCCCACCCUAACUGCAUGCAUUAUUUGCAAAAGUCAGAAAGAGGAAGCAGAAGCAAAGCCAGAGGAGGAUCACUACUGUGAUAUGCUAUGCUGUAAAUUCAAAAAACCUCCACUGAAAAAAUACUUGGAUUACCUGCAGCUACCAGACAGCAUAGACUCAUAUACAGAUCACCGUUAUGUAGCAUGGCUUAUGCUUGUGACAGUCGCCUAUAAUUGGAAUUGCUGGUUUAUUCCCCUUCGCUUUGUGUUCCCGUAUCAAACCCCAAGUAAUACAAUAUAUUGGUUUACCAUGGACAUCCUUUGUGAUAUCUGCUAUCUGUGUGACUUACUCAUUUUCCAGCCCCGAGUGCAAUUUAUAAGAGGGGGAGAUAUAAUAGUAAACAAAGUGGAAAUGAAGAAAUUCUACCACAGCUCUAUCAAAUUCCGGCUUGAUGUGAUAUCAGUAUUGCCAUUUGACGUUUUAUACUUCUUCUUUGGAUUUAACCCAGCAUUUAGAGCAAAUAGGAUGCUAAAGCAUAACACAUUCUUUGAGUUUAAUGAUCGCUUGGAAGCUGUUCUGGACAAAGCAUACAUCUACAGGGUCAUUCGAACAACAGGAUACUUGCUGUUUAUCUUGCACAUUAACGCAUGCUUGUAUUAUUGGGCUUCAGACUAUGAAGGACUUGGCAGCACGAGAUGGGUGUACGAUGGCCAAGGAAACAUGUAUCUGAGGUGUUAUUACUGGGCAGUUCGUACUUUGAUCACCAUCGGUGGCCUUCCAGAACCACAAACUCUGUUUGAGAUAGUUUUUCAACUGCUGAACUUUUUCCUGGGUGUCUUCGUCUUCUCCAGCUUAAUUGGUCAGAUGAGAGAUGUAAUUGGAGCAGCUACAGCAGGACAGAACUACUACCGCUCCUGUAUGGACAACACUGUCUCCUAUAUGAACACUUACUCCAUUCCAAAAUUGGUCCAAAAUCGAGUUCGAACCUGGUAUGAGUACACAUGGGCCUCUCAGGGAAUGCUGGAUGAAUCAGAAUUACUGGAGCAGAUGCCAUCCAAAAUGCAAUUAGCCAUUGCAAUAGACGUGAACUUCGCCAUCGUCAAUAAAGUUGACUUAUUCAAAGGGUGUGAUACCCAGAUGAUAUACGACAUGCUGCUAAGGUUGAAAUCCAUUGUGUAUUUACCUGGUGACUUUGUCUGCAAAAAGGGAGAGAUUGGCAGAGAGAUGUACAUCAUCAAACAGGGUGAAGUUCAAGUCCUUGGAGGCCCUGAUGGUACAAAAGUCUUGGUUACACUACGAGCAGGAGCUGUAUUUGGGGAGAUCAGCCUACUAGCUGCAGGUGGAGGAAAUCGAAGGACUGCCAACGUGGUAGCUCAUGGUUUUGCCAACCUUUUCAUUCUGGACAAGAAAACACUCAAUGAAAUCUUGGUGCACUAUCCUGACUCAGAAAAACUUCUCAUGAAGAAAGCAAAGGUGCUGCUGAAAGAGAAGGGGAAACCUGCCCCAGGACCACCAGUGCAACAACCACGGGGCUUGGCCAGUCUCUUUGGGCAGAAACAGGAAACUCCAAAAUUGUUUAAAGCAAUGCUUGGAGGCAAAGGAAAAGAUGGCCUUGUGAAGCUGCUGCAACUGAAGAGACAACAGGACGUUCAGGAAACUCGGGCUGAAGCAGAGAACAAGCCUGAACAAAAGGAGAAAAAACCCAUGGAGCCCGCGCCCGCAUCUGCCCCCCCUGCACAAAAGGAAGAGCCGAAUGCAGACACUAAGCCCAAACCUGCAGUUAUGCACAGAGAAACCAGUAAAGAGUCUCUGAUCAUUAGUAUGUCUCCGUCCCCCAGAGCAGGAGAAGGAGAGAUCCUUAAAGUUGAAGUUAAGGAGAAAAUAAAUAAAUAG